AUGCCGUCCUCGGGGUUGACUCUUAGAAAGUUGGGAGAGGUAUUGAACCUCUGCACGAAACGCGAUGUAAGAGAUCAUAGGAGAUCCAUGUCUGAUAAUGCCCUCGCGCGUUCCAUGGGCUCGAACCGGCUAGGUCUCGCUGGAGCUCUGACUGGAGCUACUAUCAGUCUUACACUGGCACCGUACAUGCCCCCAUUGUGUGCCCUUGCCGCAGUGAAUAUCUGGCAGGGGUGUGUGACAAUGAUCAACCGCCAUCGUUCCAAAGAAGACAUCCACCAUCGCGUCAAGAAAGAUCCUCGACUCAACGCUCUUUUCAAAAGCGGCCGUCGCAGAGCCCUCUUCAUCGGUGUGUGUCUCAAGGUCUUCACGGCGGGGCUGGGUAUGGGCCUAGACGAUUUAGGCGCCGUGACGACUGCAUUUGUAACACAUGAAGGUGUGGUUCCGGAUAGCCAGCUGCCCUCAACAAUCGUGGAACACUUCAAAGAAGGCCACCCCCGCAUCGCCACCGCCGACAGUAUCAUUCACAAAGCCAACUCCGGAGCCUCAGACUGGGUGAGGGAUAAGCUGAGCGGUGCACUUCUCACGCCGAACACCGUAAUUGAAUCGGAGACGACCAAAGAGGCACUGGCGGUAAUGCAUUCGAAGGGCAAUUCGACAGCGCAUAUGGUAGCUACGGGAACUGUCUCGGGCAUUGUUGCGGAAGUGGUGCAGCCGGUUAUGCUGACGAUCGAGCGUGGCGUGGAUGUCUAUCGGAACCACCGCUUUGACCACAAGGUCCGCUAUAGACCAUCACGAGCAAGAAGGGUGUGGGAGUUCCUACGUAGCCUGUGA
Messenger RNA from Penicillium paradoxum, 831 nucleotides. RefSeq lists its product as uncharacterized. The record is from RefSeq and is a predicted model, not a curated record. The transcript has a single exon. The coding region runs from base 1 to 831 and encodes 276 amino acids. NCBI's taxonomy places the organism in Eukaryota, Fungi, Ascomycota, Eurotiomycetes, Eurotiales, Aspergillaceae.